Messenger RNA from Athalia rosae (coleseed sawfly), 6976 nucleotides. RefSeq names its product mediator of RNA polymerase II transcription subunit 14 (gene MED14). Gene Ontology annotation, biological process: regulation of transcription by RNA polymerase II. Gene Ontology annotation, molecular function: transcription coregulator activity. Lineage: Eukaryota; Metazoa; Arthropoda; Insecta; Hymenoptera; Athaliidae. The transcript is spliced from 21 exons. Gene Ontology annotation, cellular component: mediator complex; core mediator complex. The record is from RefSeq and is a predicted model, not a curated record. The coding region runs from base 300 to 5006 and encodes 1568 amino acids.
CCAAAAUGGAGACAUGUGUAAAUUGGUGCCAAUGUCAAUUACGUUUAUUCUGUAAAUUGGUGAGUUCCUUGGUCCUGCAAACUUAAUAAGUUGCAACAAAAAUAGUCUGGUGUAAUGUGAAAGGAUUUUUCGUGUGGAUCAAAUAACAGUGCUUGCAUAUGCAACGCAAACCAGAUCUGUGUUCGCAUUUCGUCGAUUUCAUGAGCUAACCCUUACAUAUUACUUGAUUGUUUGACGAAUUGAACGAAAAACAACUCAAUAGCAGUCAAUCAAAUAGUUAAGGAUUCGACAUAGCGAAAAUGGCUCCAGUUCCUCUGGAGGGUCAUCAGACCCCAGUUGCAAAUAAUAUACCACAGGAAGGAAACCGCGGUGGUUCAAUUUCUCUUGGAAUGUUGAUAGACUUCAUCAUCCAGAGAACUUAUCACGAACUUACAGUCCUCGCUGAAUUAUUACCGCGGAAGACAGACAUGGAGAGAAAAAUUGAGAUUUAUAAUUUUUCUGCAAGAACCCGUCAGUUAUUUGUUCGUUUAUUGGCGCUAGUAAAAUGGGCAAAUAGUGCAUCGAAAGUAGAUAAGUCAGCGCACAUAAUGGCCUUUCUGGAUAAACAAUCGCUCCUCUUUGUUGACACUGCUGACAUGCUGGCCAGGAUGGCACGUGAAACUUUAGUUCAUGCUAGGCUACCGAAUUUUCAUAUUCCUGCUGCGGUUGAGGUUCUCACUACUGGAACUUACAGCCGUUUGCCUGCUUGUAUCAGAGAGAGAAUAGUACCUCCCGAUCCAAUUACACCGUCAGAGAAAAGAAGUACUCUGCAACGUCUAAACCAAGUGAUUCAGCAUCGAUUAGUAACUGGAAAUUUGUUACCACAAAUGCGUAAUCUGAAGAUUGAAGCAGGGCGAGUAACGUUUAUGGUGGAACAAGAAUUUUCUGUUUCACUUACCGUAAUGGGAGAUGGACCAACAGUACCAUGGCGAUUACUAGAAUUAGAAAUAUUAGUUUCUGACCGAGAAACCGGUGAUGGCAAAGCCCUGGUCCAUCCGCUGCAAACUCGAUAUGUACAUCAGGUCGUACAAUCAAGAUUAGCAGAAACUUCACAACCCUUAUCAGAAGUGUAUCACAUUUUACAUCACUUCUGUCAGUCCUUGCAAUUGGAAGUACUGUACUCACAAACCUUGAGAUUAAUACGUGAUAGAUUGGAUGAUCAUAUCCACGUUGACGAGUAUACACCUGGAAAAUGCUUAUCCAUAUCUUACUGGAGAGAAUUGACCAGCAAAGAUCCAAGAUCAGAAUUAGGCUACAGACUCACUGUGCAAGUCGAUCAACACGACCCUGCCAGGCCGCUGGCUGUCGUGCAUAUUCCUUCUUUGGGAAGUAAAGUGAGUUUCAAACCAUCUCAAGAUUCAGUGUCAAAGAAUAAUCAAAAUAUCACCAAAUGCAACAUCCCCUCUAUACAGGAAAGUGAAAUAGCCGAUCGAGCUAUAAGAUCUGACUUGUUAUCAAUGGAAUGUCUACUCGUGCACACAAUUUACGUUCGAACACGAAGUAGGCUCUUAGAAUUGAAACAAGAAUUGCAGUCUAUGCUAAAAGAUGUUGAAUGUACCCUUGCUGGUUCACCAGCCAUCUUGUCUGUGCCGAUUUUGCAGCCCUGUUUACGUGCCGAGCUAUUACUUGUAACAGUCGACACUCAUACAGGAAUGCUUCAAUGCCAUGUACCGCAAUACGAAGCUCCUCUUGUACCAGAACUUACCGCCACUCUGAACGGGGAUCAUUCUAGGCUUCCGACACUCAUAUCAGAGCUUAGGUAUUGGAUCACACAAAGACGUUGUGAAAAAACACUUCAACAUUUACCUGCAACACCUCACGAACGUUUGCCAUUACUGCAUCACCCCGAUCAUCCAAUGUCCAAAAUUAGCAGACAUAGAAUGUUUAUUCAAUUACAUCGGCAUCCAAAUGUUAUACUGAUCGUGGCUUUCAAGGAGAAGGAAUCAACCCAGUGCGAAAUAGAUUGCUCGUUUUAUCUGGCAGUUGUCAAACACAGUUCUAUAGAAGACGAUCCGCAUGACGAUAGUAUCGAGACUGAGAUACCAAAAAUGUAUCUGAAACUUCUGACUCUUAUAGAAUUUGACACAUUUGUCAUUACUCAUGGCCCAUUUACGAGCGUAGACAGCGGGAAUAAUGAUCAAGAUGGGGGGUGCAUUACAGAAGUGGUCGAGAAAGGGGGUGGCAAACGUAGAAGUGGCGGACCCGGAGGGCGCACAGACGCCAGCGGAACAGGCCAAACUAGAAGACCUAAACAUCCCGCAUAUUUUAUUCCUGAAUUAGCACAUGUUGUGGCUCUUUGCGACGAAAGGAUUCCCUUCGUUACCCUCGCUCAAGAGCUCACCAAACGGGAUAUAGCACAUCAAGGUCUCCAAGUUGAAGCAAACGCAACAGCAUUGGUUUUGAAACUUGUGCAAUUGCCAGCCCCAUUGCCCAGUAUAGCAUCAAGUGUAGCGUGGCAGGCGCUGCUCAAGAGAUUGCUAAGCGUUUCCAUCAGGGUACAGGGCAAAGGAAUGGCCAAGACUUGGAUGGCAGAAUUUGUUUUUUACAGCAGCCCUUUGAGUAGCAGUCAUCCGAAAGAACAAGGAUUACGCCGACCUGUGUAUUUCCAAUAUGAAAUGGGAACGGCGGAUGCAGUGUCUCGCACUGUAGAUUCAUUGCUUAAUGAUUGGGCGCAGAUAGUUCAUCUUUAUUCUAUCGUUCAUGAUCUGGCUGAAUACUUCAAAAUGGAAAAAUAUAACGUGCGAAAUAUGGUCACCGUCAAAUCAUACAGCUACAGUAAAUUGGUCCUAGCUUACGGACCUAACAGAGGAGCUACGGUUACUAUCCAAUGGAGCACAAACGACAAAGCUUUCAAACUUGUCUUUGGAAAGAGUCCGACAAACAAUACAACAAAUGCACACUCGCUGAUGAAAGAACAGCUCGAAGCGCAUUUAAAUAGGCAUAGAAACUUGGCGCAAAUUGUGCAUAUUUUGCAUGAAACACUUCAACCACUGUCAUCCAUAAGCAAGUUACCGACUAUUCCACAAUUAGGUGUACACAAUUCCAGACCUCAAGUCCCAGUACAGACGUUUACUAUAAUACCCCAAUGCGUGACGUUGGUCAGAUUAGCUUACCAAGGAAUGUAUUGUCUGGAAUUACGAAUGAGGGGAAGUGGAUUAGUCAGUUUGAGAGAUGGAGCCUAUAGCCGUUUCGAUCGAAGUAACGUUGUCGAUGAAUUCACGCCCACGCAAGGUUUGAAGGCUUUCCUAUCCAAAUAUGUUGACGAAAGUGCUGUAUUCCGACGAAGAUCUCAAUCCGAGGACGACAAUCCACCUUCGCCAGUCACUAUGGACAGCGAAGGUAGUAGCGGUGUCGGAUUUUUAAGUCACCAUCGCGGUGGACCACAGUCUCCGGCGCAACAAAGGGAUGGGCUGAGGUUUCAUCCUCCUUUGACACCACCUUCUGGAAGUAACCCUCAUACUCCCGCUAGCCCUCAUACCGCAAAUAUAUCACAGGCGAGUCAGCAUCAAAGUUUUGGAAGCAGUCCUGCUACCUCUUUCAACUUGGCUUCGCCACCAUCUCUACCACCUAAUACUCCCAACAUGCUGCCUCAUCCAUCCCCGGGUGGAUUAGUUGCGAACAGUCCCCUCAACGCAAUGCACGUUCCUAGUCCAGCUGGUCUGAUGCCAACUUCCUCACCAGGACCGUGCAGUAAUGUUCAAGUGGGACAUUCUCCCGCAAGUUCAUUCAUGCAAACAGGACACAUUGAUGGAAGCCCGUUUCCGUCAUCGCAAAGCAUGGCUUCUCCGGCUGCAUCGAAUUGGCCGGGAUCUCCAAGUGUGCCACGCCCUUCCCCGGCAAGACCAGGGCAAAGUCCGGGACAUGCUGCACUUCACAGUCCGCAAGCGUCCGACCACAAAUCUGGAAGUCAUAUAUCUAGGGUGUUACCUCAAAGGUCCUGGGCUGGGGCUGUUCCGACACUUUUGACACACGAGGCUCUUGAACUGCUGUGUUGUCCGUCCCCACAUCCGUCAGGUCUGCCUGGACCCGAUCUGUCGCCUCUCGAAAGGUUCCUGGGUUGUGUUUAUAUGCGUAGACAACUGCAACGGUUUAUUCAGACAGAUGAUUGCUUGACUGCUGUGAACAGCACCGAACCAGGAGUGGUACAUUUCAAAGUCGAAACUCUCCAAUGUCGAGUGGGGUUGAACCCCCAACAUAUACAAUCGUUGCAUAUUAAAAUGCAGCCUUUGCCGGAGCACAAAGAUCAGUGGACGCUCGAAGAACUACAAAUUAUAGAAAAAUUCUUUGAUACAAGAGCCGCUGCUCCACCUUAUAAACCCAACACGCUGUCCGGGUUUGGAAAAAUGCUGAACGUUCCGUUUAAUGUUCUCAAAGACUUUGUUCAAAUAAUGAAACUGGAGCUCGUGCCGGGUUUAGUUCAACAACAACAACUCAAAUGGUCUGUCCAAUGGUGCUUGAGAAUACCACCAUCGGCAACACCAAUUGUACCCACCGGAAUGGCUGCCGUUCUCGUUUGCAGGAAUAAAAUCUUGUUUUUCCUGCAGAUCACCAGGAUAGGAGUUCAAUACCAGGGAGAAACACCUUCCCUCGUUCUUCCAUUAGUGUACGAUGUUAGUAGCAAUUUAACUCAAUUAGCUGAGAAAAGGGAUCCAGGUCCAGCAUCUGCAACUGCUGCAGCAUCCCUCCAACUCAAAAGGUUUGCCGAGUUUGGUGCAAAUCCUUCGGAGUGCUCGCUGUUUCCAGCUGUUAGAGAUCUCCUUGCUAAUCUCACCCUACCGUCUGAACCACCCGUCAUGCCUCAGGUCGUAGCAUCUCCAGCUGGAGGUCAAGUAACACCGACUCAACAAAUACAGAGUCCUGCAAUGCAGAUGCAUUCACCUAUGGCAGGAGGUCAAGGUCCUCCUCAAGGACCAUAUGGAAUUCAAGGCAUGCCACCCAUGGGAAUGAUGGGUGGACCGCCGCAAUAGGAUUUGCUUUACUCUCCCACCUCGCAUUGCUUAUCGAACAACCAUUCUGCCUGGCUGAAUUGAUUCCAAUAAUGAGUUAAUGGUGAUUAUCAAGUGUUAUUACCAAUCCUAAACUACACGAAGACUCGUUCAGCAGGAUUAUUUGAGGGAAAGGGGGGAGAACAGUGUUAAACAUAGUGACAAGUGACCUCAGAUAUGACUAGGAAAAUUCACGGAGCAGCUAGUGGACCAAAUUCUAAGGUAAUGAAAAGUUCACAGUUUAUUUUUAUCGAUAAUACGUAUUUUGGAACAUUAGCGGACUCCUCGUAAUUCAGUUGAUAGUAACAGUGGUCAGUUUGAAAAGUGGACGAUUUUUAUUGCGACAUAAUUGUAUAAAAUAGUAGAAAGUCUAAUGAUUUUGUGUUUCUCAAUCUCCAUUGUACAUUUUAGAUGAUAGAAUAAAAAAAGAUCAAUAAUAUUUCUUGUUCAUCAUAACAUGUGAGUUCACAAGUACAUGCUGGUGCAUAAACUUUAUUCACAGAAUGUUGAAAAUUGUUUAUAGUUUUUUACCGUUUCUUUUUUUCUUCUCGACAACACCAUUACACCUAUCAAAAUUUGUUGUAUAUAAUAUCGAUGGUAUAUUACAAUAACACAGGUGUAUUGCCACACUGUACACUGGUGUGUAAGGCUUAAGAAUAAUAUAAAAUUUUUAUUUUACUUCUGUGUGUACAGUUUUUACAAAACAUUUAAUAAUCUUAACAAAUUAAUGAUAUCUUUGAUAUCAUUCACUGUGUAUAAUUAUAAUUAUAAUUUAUAAUAUUAAUAAGAUAAUAAUAUUUGAUAGCCAUGCUUCAUGAUAUAAUCAUCGGAGUAUAUUGAUUAUCUAACGUCAAUUAUAUACAUUUUUAGGUCAGGUAUCAGUCUCUGUAUAAAAAUGUAAACAUAUUCCAUGACGUGGCUUUAGAUUUUGCAGUUUUAACGCAGAUUUCAAAGCCUCGGCUUGUGACCAAAAUUCUAAUGGUUAUUCUACAUGAAUGUGACACAUGUAUAUUCGAGGUAGUCAGCACCAGGGCAAAUUCACAUAAUCAUUGAUAGCCGCUAAAGAAAAUGUGCUAUUAUUUUAUUUUUUUCAUAUAAAAAGUGCACAGACAUAUAUGUAUGUAUAUGGACGGCCUACAGUUUGAGAAAAGAAUAUUGAAAUUCAAUGCAACUCGAACUUGUUAAUUUUAAAAAUCGAUUUAAAUACAUCAAGAAGCUCUGGCACUAAGCUCCCCGUUUAUACAAGAUUAAUUUACAACAAUCCACACGUUGUCUAAAGAACAUUUUAUCUCAAAAUAAAUUAAAACAAUAUCAAUGGAUCCAUUGGAAAAGAUAUGAUUCGUCUUGUUCUUGAGUUUUCUCAUUUAUUCGUCAUCUUGUUGCAUAAGACUUCGAUCUUCUGGACGUGCAAAUUAAAUUCAUAGAACAAAUUUAUCAAUCAAUAUUCACAGCGAUAAUAAGAACUCGUAUAACAUUUGCAAAAUCUUGUGCGUGAUUUUUCUUGCUCAUAUCCAUUUGAAUUAUCUGUGGUAUCCCAAAUAAAAUAAUAUCGUCGAUUCAUCAGUAAAAUCAAUUGCAAAAGUAAACAAUUAUCCUUGAUCUCGAGCAAUCCGAUAGUUGAUUAAAAAAAAUCAUGAUACUAAUGAUAAGGGUCCUAAAAGUACGAGACGAAUACGGUCGUAACAAAUAGAAAUAAAUACAAAUAAUAUUUAUAACGCUUCAAAUACAUAAUUGUAUGUAAAAACAUCAACAGUUUUGUGAAACUAAACCUACAGGUUUUUUGCAAUGGGAGAGUGAUAAGCUUGUUCACAGAUCUACAGGUGCUUAUAAAAUGAUAAUCGUUGUAUAGUUUCUUUUUUUUUUAUAUUCAUCUGUUUAUAGUUAAAAAAAAAUAUUAAUGAUAAAAAAAAAAAAUAGUGGGUGUAUAGUCAGUAUAAUUAUUGACAAGUAUA